CAGACAUCGUUGAAUAGAUAUGACAUUGAAAAUGCACCUGUCCUCACUUUUCGACAGUCCCAACUGUCUGCUGAACCGCAGGAAUCGCCAUCAGUUCUUGGUGACCCUGCUAGUGAACAUCGUAACCUUUUGCCAUGGCCUGGGCGUGGGUUGGAUGUCACCGGUGAUGAGGGAUCUCCCUACCGAUCAAUCGCCCCUCGAUUUUUCCGUCCUGGUAGAGGACGUCUCCUGGAUAGGAUCCUUAGUGGGCAUUGGAAGUAUGCUGGGGAAUAUUCUGGCCGGCACUUUGAUGAAUCGCAUAGGACGCAAGCUGGUCAUGUUUGGUGUGGCAUUUCCCUAUAUGAUGUUUUGGUGCAUGAUAUACUUUGUUCAGAGAGUGGAGUUCCUUUAUGUGGGUCGUCUGUUGGCCGGAAUGACUGGUGGUGCAUCAUAUGUCGUCCUUCCCACAUUUCUCAGCGAGAUUGCUGACGACAACAUUCGAGGUCGUCUUGGCUCCAUGAUUCUGCUCACGGUUAACACUGGAGUACUCACAGGAUACAUAGUCUCCUCCAAUUUUAACUACUUUUCAACACCCCCGUUUAUUAUCAUCCUCCCUUUGUGCUACAUUAUGGGUAAUUUUCUGUUUCCGGAGACGCCUCAUCAUCUUAUACGUAAGGGAAAGUUCUCGGAAGCCGAAAAAUCUUUUAGGUUUUACAAAAACAUCAAAAGGGAUGAUAUCAAGGCGGAAAGCGAGUUCGAGGACUUAAAGAUCCGUUUGAUCAAAGCAGAGAAAGAGAAGGAAAGUUCCUUUGACUACAGGGAUUUUAUUACCAAGCCCGCUUUUAGGGCCUAUACCUCGGCGAUAGUCCUGCUGAUCGCCAAUCAGUUUAGUGCCAGUUUCAGUGUUUCAUCCUAUUUGUCGACCAUCUUCGCUGCGUCUCACACCACCCUGAAUCUUACCAUGUGUACCAUUAUCAUAGGAUCUGUUCAGAUAGUAGGCACCUAUGUGACCACCUUGUUGUGCGACAAGUACGGACGCAGGCUUCUCAUGUUGGUGUCGUCCUUGGGAUCAUCCGUUUGCCUGGCUGCCUUUGGUUGCUUCACGUAUUUCGCCCAGAAUUACGAUCUAUCUGCUGUGGGUUGGCUGCCCCUGGUGAUCCUGUCCUGCUACAUAUGCCUGGUCAACAUUGGCCUGGUGGGUUGUGUCUUCGUGCUCCUCCUGGAACUAUUCCCAGCUAAGAUACGAACCAUUUGUGUUUCCACAUUCACAGUGAUCCUAAGUGGCAUGGUCUUUCUGGCUCUGAAAAUCUUUCCCAUUUCCGUGGCUGAAUGGGGUAUCUCGGCGACCAUGAGUUGCUGCAGUUUCAGUACAAUUCUCUGUUUUUUCUACUUUUAUUUCUUCCUGGAAGAGACCAAAGGGAAGUCACUAUUGGAGGGUUAAUUUGAUUACUCAAUAGAGGGAGUGAGAUAACAAAAGGAGCUACACAGCCAUCUGCCAAGUUGCAGAGGUCAAUAUCAACCCGGUGGCCUGGCAAGUCACCGCGAAUAGAAAACAACAAUUUUGAGUUUCUCCGUCGUGACGU
Molecule: messenger RNA, 1562 nt
Organism: Drosophila subpulchrella
Lineage: Eukaryota; Metazoa; Arthropoda; Insecta; Diptera; Drosophilidae
Product: facilitated trehalose transporter Tret1-like
Exons: 6
Coding region: 20-1420 (466 amino acids)
Biological process (GO): transmembrane transport; carbohydrate transport
Cellular component (GO): membrane
Molecular function (GO): sugar transmembrane transporter activity
Source: RefSeq, a predicted model, not a curated record